AUGGAAGAACAGGUGUUCAAGGGGGACCCGGACACCCCUCAUUCCAUCUCCUUCUCGGGCAGCGGCUUCCUCUCCUUCUACCAGGCUGGGGCCGUGGAUGCCCUGCGGGACCUGGCCCCGCGGAUGCUGGACACGGCCCAUCGCUUCGCGGGGACGUCGGCGGGCGCGGUGAUCGCUGCCCUGGUCAUCUGCGGGAUUGAGAUGGAUGAGUACCUCAGAGUCCUCAACGUGGGUGUGGCCGAGGUGAAGAAAUCCUUCCUGGGGCCCCUGGCCCCCUCCUGCAAGAUGGUGCAGAUGAUGCGGCAGUUUCUGUACCAGGCCCUGCCCGAGGACUCCUACAAGGCAGCCACCGGGAGGCUGCACGUGAGCCUCACCCGGUUCACCGAUGGAGAGAGCGUUGUGGUUUCAGAGUUCACGUCCAAAGAAGAGCUCAUUGAGGCCCUGUACUGCAGCUGCUUUGUGCCCGUGUACUGUGGUCUCAUCCCUCCCACUUACCGCGGAGUGCGGUACAUCGACGGGGGCUUCACGGGCAUGCAGCCCUGCUCCUUCUGGACCGACGCCAUCACCAUCUCCACCUUCAGCGGGCAGCAGGACAUCUGUCCCCGGGACUGCCCUGCCAUCUUCCACGACUUCCGCAUGUUCAACUGCUCCUUCCAGUUCUCCCUGGAGAACAUCGCCAGGAUGACCCAUGCCCUGUUCCCCCCAGACCUGAUGGUGCUACACAAUUACUACUACCGAGGGUACGAAGAUGCCGUUUUGUACUUGAGGCGGCUGAAUGCCGCUUACCUUAAUUCUCCCUCCAGGAGAGUGAUUUUCCCCCGGGUAGAAGUGUACUGCCAGAUAGAACUCGCUCUUGGCGACGAGUGUCCUGAACACAGUAAACCAAGCCUCCCACCAGAGCAGGCCAGUCUGGAAGAAUCCGAUGGCCAAGGUCCACUUGUGUCCCCACCUGUACAGACACCUGAAUCCACACGUGAGUGGCCUGUAAAGUCACCUGUUUCACCACCUGUCUCUUCAUUUGAGGAGUCACCUGCGUCGCCACUGGCCUCUCCAUUGUCACGUUCUCCAACUGACUCGCCACCUAUAUCACUCCCAGCUGUCCCCUCACCGCCCAGCUCAGCACUGGGUCUAUCACCCAUGUCACCACAGCAGCAGGUACAACUGACUGGAUCCCUACCCGAAUCCCCACCCUCCCAGUCAUCUCUGUUGCUCAGGCCGCCCCUGGGGCCUCCAGCUGGGAGGACACCUCAAACGUCGCCUCAGUGUUCUUCAUCACCUGCACAGCCACCCGUGGAGGAACUGGGCUCAGGGCAGCCCCAAGGUAUGGACCUUCUUGCCUCUUUGAACCCCCAAAGCGCAGCGCCUCUGGUGAGCGUGAAGGAAGCCAGCAGCCAGCAGGACGCCCCGGCGAGCCCUGCUGAAGACUCCAACUGGGUGAACAAGGUUUUCAAGAAGAACAAACCAAAGACAAGUGGCACCAGGAAAGGCUUCCCAAGACAUCUGCGAUCCAAAAAGCCAGGCAGCAAAGCGCAGUCUGCUCCCUGCCCACUCUACUUCUCUGUGCUCUCCACUUCUAAGACUGUUUGGGUCACCUACAGGCCUCAUCCCAGCGGGAUCCAGGAAUGCAGCUGCCCUGAGGAAGCUGUGAGCCGAGAGAGAAAACUGGAGCUGGACCAGGAGAGAACCUGACGACCCCAGGCCGAGCCGUCUCCCCACUGUUCU
Molecule: messenger RNA, 1722 nt
Organism: Miniopterus natalensis
Lineage: Eukaryota; Metazoa; Chordata; Mammalia; Chiroptera; Miniopteridae
Source: RefSeq, a predicted model, not a curated record